Molecule: messenger RNA, 2057 nt
Organism: Punica granatum (pomegranate)
Lineage: Eukaryota; Viridiplantae; Streptophyta; Magnoliopsida; Myrtales; Lythraceae
Source: RefSeq, a predicted model, not a curated record
CCCCUCCAAAACCUCCAUGAACGGGGAAGUGUGCUGAACAGAGAGCCGUCAACCGAAAAGCAAUUCAGCUCUGGAGUCAAAGUACAAGCUUUGCUCCGCACAACAGAACUAAUACGAGACAAUGCAUCGUUUUGCUUCUGGGCUUGCCUCCAAAGCCAAGUUGGCUAGAAACGCUUCCCAUCAGAUUGGGAGCAGGUGGAAUUGGAGCAGGAACUAUGCGGCGAAAGAGGUGAAGUUUGGGGUUGAAGCCCGGGCUUUGAUGCUUAAGGGUGUUGAAGAGCUUGCUGAUGCUGUUAAAGUCACUAUGGGCCCAAAAGGCCGUACCGUAGUAUUAGAACAGAGUUUUGGUGCACCUAAGGUUACAAAAGAUGGAGUUACUGUAGCAAAGAGCAUCGAAUUCAAAAACAGGACCAAGAAUGUCGGAGCUAGCCUAGUAAAGCAAGUAGCAAACGCUACAAAUGAUGUUGCUGGAGAUGGAACAACCUGUGCUACCAUUCUUACACGUGCAAUAUUCAGUGAAGGAUGCAAGUCAGUGGCAGCUGGAAUGAACGCGAUGGACCUACGGCGAGGCAUCUCAAUGGCUGUUGAUUCUGUAGUGACAAAUUUGAAGAGCAGAGCUCGUAUGAUCAGCACUUCAGAAGAAAUAGCACAGGUGGGGACAAUAUCUGCAAAUGGAGAAAGGGAAAUAGGAGAAUUGAUUGCGAAGGCAAUGGAGAAAGUGGGCAAAGAGGGUGUUAUAACUAUUGCGGACGGGAGAACACUUGAUAACGAACUGGAGGUCGUGGAGGGAAUGGAAUUUGACAGAGGCUACAUAUCCCCAUACUUCAUAACCAAUCAGAAGAACCAAAAAUGUGAAUUAGAAAACCCGCUUGUUCUAAUUCAUGAGAAGAAGAUUUCAAAUUUCGAUGCCAUAGUCAAAGUACUGGAGUUGGCCUUGCAGAGCCAAAGACCGUUACUAAUUUUGGCCGAAGAUGUGGACAGUGAUGCCCUUGCUACUCUGAUCAUAAACAAAAUCCGAGCUGGAAUCAAGCUUUGUGCUGUCAAAGCGCCUGGUUUUGGAGAGAACCGAAAGGCAAACAUGAAGGAUCUUGCAAUCCUCACAGGUGGUGAGGUAAUAACAGAGGAGCUUGGGCUAAACCUUGAAAAAGUAAGCCCGCAAAUGCUUGGGUCAUGCAAGAAGGUUACGAUAUCGAAGGACAAUACAGUUAUUCUUGAUGGAGCCGGUGACAAGAAAGCUAUUGAAGAGAGAUGUGACCAACUGAGGUCAGCAAUGGAGUUAAGCACGUCAGACUACGACAAGGAAAAGUUACAAGGGCGACUGGCGAAACUUUCUGGUGGCGUUGCUGUUCUAAAGAUUGGAGGAGCUAGUGAAGCAGAAGUCGGUGAGAAGAAGGAUAGAGUCAAUGAUGCAUUAAAUGCUACAAAGGCCGCUGUAGAGGAAGGAAUCGUGCCUGGGGGCGGAGUUGCUCUCCUUUAUGCCUCAAAGGAACUGCAUAAACUGCAAACAGCAAACUUCGAUCAGAAGAUUGGUGUUCAGAUAAUUCAGAAUGCUCUCAAGAUGCCGGCAUACACAAUAGCUUCAAAUGCAGGAGUUGAAGGGUCAGUUGUUGUGGGCAAGUUAUUGGAGCAGGACGACCCUGAUCUUGGGUACGAUGCAGCUAAAGGUGAAUACGUGCAAAUGGUGAAGGCAGGGAUCAUCGAUCCGUUGAAAGUGAUCAGGACAGCAUUGGUAGAUGCAGCAAGUGUUUCAUCAUUGCUGACAACAACCGAGGCUGUCGUGGUCGAACUUCCAGAAGACAAGAAGGAAACUCCGGGGAUGGGACCGGCAAUGGGCGGAAUGGGUGGUUAUUAGGACACAGAGCCAUUCCUGAUUAGGGGAUGUUGGUUUGAAUUGAUUCGAUUAUAUACUCGCCAACCGAUUUUGUUCUAAGGCGGGAAUCGUUACACAGAAAAUAUCAAAGAUAAUUCUUACGCGGUUAUUUACGGACGGGUUCUCCACCUUGUUAUCAUUUCACCUAUGGAUGCCAUGCCUUCAAUUUAGUGUCUUUUACGGUAUA